Aspergillus wentii DTO 134E9 is the source of this 3486-nucleotide messenger RNA. RefSeq lists its product as uncharacterized. Gene Ontology annotation, biological process: GPI anchor metabolic process; endoplasmic reticulum to Golgi vesicle-mediated transport. Gene Ontology annotation, molecular function: phosphatidylinositol deacylase activity. Gene Ontology annotation, cellular component: endoplasmic reticulum. The transcript has 6 exons. The record is from RefSeq and is a predicted model, not a curated record. NCBI's taxonomy places the organism in Eukaryota, Fungi, Ascomycota, Eurotiomycetes, Eurotiales, Aspergillaceae. The coding region runs from base 1 to 3486 and encodes 1161 amino acids.
AUGCACAGACGCUCGUCUGGCUCGCCUGUUGAGGACGACUCUGAAGACUCGCUGGCUUCUCGCUCUGUCGCUGAGGAUACCCAUGCCCCCAAUGUCUUCGAGACGCCUGAGAAAUCGCGAGCGCAGGUAGCAAGAACAGGUACCAGCUUCGAUCUCCGACGAGACAACGGCUCGUCCACCCCCCGUUCGAGGAAUUCGAGCAUGUGGAGGAUCCCCUCGUCAUCUACUACUGCAACAACCGCUUCACUACAGCAGCAACAAUUACACCAACCGUCGCCGCCGCUUUCCUCCCACGACCCGAAACCGCCUGCCAUCAUGAUGCCAUUGGCCUCCCAGCGGCUGCCAAUGGAGGGAUCCCCCGAGGGCCGCCGCUUUCGACAGUCCCGCCUACGCAGUCCGUGGCUGUGUUCUAUCCUCACGGUUCUUACGACUUUAAUCGCUUCGUUCUUUCUCCUCUCUAUAAUUCGCUCGUUUUCUGCCCGUCAGGUCGGUGGGGAUGGUUGUGGGAUUCCCGUCAUGAGUCCGACGUUUAUCCGGAUGGUUGGCUUCGACACGGAACACACGCGCUUUGCCAGCAAAUAUAAUCUGUAUCUUUAUCGGGAGCAAGGUGUCGAUGCAUACAACGAGGAAGAUAUCGGAUUGAACGGCGUCCCCGUUUUGUUUUUACCCGGAAAUGCAGGUAGCUACCGACAAGUUCGAUCCCUGGCCGCCGAGGCUUCGAGACACUAUUUCGAUGUUGUUCGUCACGACGAGGAGCGCCUGAGGGCCGGAACCCGGAGCUUGGACUUUUUCAUGAUCGAUUUCAAUGAGGAUAUGGCCGCCUUUCAUGGACAGACACUACUCGACCAGGCGGAAUACGUGAAUGAGGCCGUGGCCUACAUCCUAUCGCUUUAUCACGACCCCCGACGGUCAAGAAGGGACCCCGGAUUGCCAGACCCAAGUUCGGUCGUACUUAUCGGUCACUCCAUGGGAGGAAUUGUCGCGCGCACCACACUCACCAUGGCGAAUUACCAAGCGAACUCGGUCAACACGAUUGUCACCAUGUCGGCGCCUCAUGCAAAACCUCCCGUAUCGUUCGAGUCGGAUGUCGUCCAUACCUAUAAGCAGAUCAACGAUUAUUGGCGUGAGGCCUACUCGCAGACGUGGGCUAACAACAACCCGCUAUGGCAUGUGACGCUCAUUUCCAUUGCCGGAGGCUCUCGGGAUACCGUCGUUCCCUCCGAUUAUGCCAGUAUCUCCUCGCUCGUUCCCGAGACGCACGGUUUCACCGUAUUUACUUCUACUAUACCGGAUGUUUGGAUUGGGAUGGAUCAUUUGUCCAUCACGUGGUGUGAUCAAUUCCGAAAGGCAAUCAUCAAGUCACUGUUCGAGGUCGUUGACGUCCGACGAGCGAGCCAAACGAAACCUAGAGCGGAGAGGAUGCGGAUCUUUAAGAAAUGGUACCUGACCGGGCUUGAACCUGUGGCAGAGAGGACACUUUCGCAGAAAGAACCGAAUACUCUUUUGACGCUUGAAGAUAACUCCAAUACAAUCCUCUCGCAAGGCCAGAGACUUAUCCUCCGUGAACUGGGCUACAGCCAAGGUCCGGACGUACACCUGCUGCCCAUUCCGCCACAAGGGGUUUCUGGGAAGAAAUUCACCCUUCUUUCAGACCAAUCUUUCGACAAAACUGGGGAGAGCGGCAACCUCGAAGUUCUCUUCUGCAGUGUGUUCCCACUCCACAAUGGAAAAUUCUCAACUGUAUUCUCGAUGAAUAUGGACCUUUCCGGGGGAGCUCCGGGAUCGACUCGCCUGGCCUGUAAGAAUGCUGCUGAGGAUGGAAUUCACCUGCCGGCUUCGACGGCCUCGUCCAAGUAUGCCUUUGACCGAGCCCAGCCUUUCUCGUAUCUUCAAUACGACCUGGAGGAUCUCGCAGAGCACCAGUUUGUUGCUGUCGUUGACAAGGCCAACUCACCUACACACGGUUGGGUUGUGGCGGAGUUCUCGGAUAGUUCCGACGCGGUGAUAAGAGCCCGCGUGGGCUUGGGUGGCCUGCUCAGUGCUGGACUGAAUAUGAGACUUCCUGCCAACCGUCCUAUGCUCACAGAAGUCAGGAUCCCGGCUCUGCAUUCCAGCUUGCUUGCAUACAAACUCAAGAUUAAUAGAAAAGGCCACAGCACCACCCAGGAAUUGUUUGCUCCGUUAUUGCGGCAAUCUAUCCCAGACCCUCACGAAUCUAAAUUCUUCGUCAAUGUGGACGAGGUCAAUGUGAACCUCCAUGGACUGGCGCCUUUCAUGCCCCCGCCUCUCCGCGAACAAGCAACGUUGAACGGUGUUUCCUUUCAGCUGUGGACAGACCCUAGCUAUAGCUCCACAGUCGACAUUUCCCUCAAGGUGGACAUUGCCAGUAGUCUGGGCGAGCUUGUCAUGCGGUAUAGGACAGUGUUUGCGGCGUUCCCGCUCCUGGUCGUUGCCCUUGUUCUUCGCAAGCAAUUCCAGGCGUACGACGAAACCGGGUAUUUUAUCACGUUUUCCGAGGGCCUGGACAGCGCAUUGCGGUCGUCUCUACCCCUCAUGCUGCUUGCUAUGUCGCUUCUGGCCUCGUCUCUAGCUACUUCAACAGCGUUGCCUGUGAGCGAUGACCCGUUUCAUUGGCGAACGAACUCGACCGAGACUCCGAUUGAUUUUACCAAGAACGACUUGCUACUGGGAGCUCAAGAUGCGUUCUUCUGGUUCCUGGUUCCUGUUUUUGGUCUGAUCAGUGUUGGAGUCUGCGUUAUCGUCAACUACCUCGCUCUCACUCUUUUGUCCAUUCUUUCAUUCAUCUAUGGGCUUUUACAUAGCAAGUCCGGUUAUAUCAGACGUGACGAUAGAGGGAACCUGCCUAUUUUCUCCGCGCCCACGCCUAGGCGGCGCAUGAUCAACACCGCUGUUCUCCUAAUUCUCGUGUCAACUGCAAUUCCUUACCAGUUUGCUUACAUGGUGGCCUGCAUCGUCCAACUGGCAACAUGUGUGCGGGCCCAAUGGCAUGCGAGAGAAACUCGAUCUAUGACGCAUAUCAACUUUACUAACUUUGCUCAUUCGAUCCUCAUCCUCAUGUUGUGGAUCCUGCCGAUCAAUGUGCUCGUUCUCCUCGUCUGGGCCCAUAACCUCGUCGUCCACUGGCUCAUGCCGUUCUCCUCGCACCAUAAUGUCUUAUCUAUAAUGCCGUUUAUCCUCCUUGUCGAAACCAUGACCAGUGGAACCAUGGUCCCUCGGAUAACGACUAGGUUAAAACAUGUCACGUCCAUAUUAUUAUUCUCUAUCGCCACGUACUCGGCAGUAUAUGGCGUUUCAUAUGCCUAUCUCCUUCAUCACCUCGCCAAUAUCCUCGCCGCCUGGUUAGUCGGCCUCUACUUUUUCAGCAGCGGCUUCUCCGUCCGGCGACUAUGGCGCAUUCUAGAAGGAGACGAUGCAGCCCCCAGCAUAUCCCAACCGGGAGGAAGCCACGUCAAGAAGAAGCCAUGA